AUGAGCAACUAUAGUGAUAGGAUUCUGUCGCAAUUUAGUCGAACUAGCCAUUCAUUCGAUAACUUCAAUUUAGAUAAACUUUGCGAUAUAAUCGAGGAGGAAACAGCUUCUAACAGAGACAAUUUGUUCCAUAUCCAUUUGGUACUGAAUCAUUGUAGAGACUCCUUAAACACAUAUCUGGAUCUAGCGAAUUUACAAAAGCAUAUUUAUUCUUCAAAUACAUUUAAAGUACUGAACAAUGCCGUGGAAUCUACCUUCAUAGAUGGAACUGUAAAUUAUAUCAGCAAUGAACGAUUUAAAGAAUUGUCUCUAUGCACUAUCAAAGAAUCUAACAGUCUAUUACAGGGGAUAAACUCUCUCUCUGAACACACAAAACUUAUAGGAAGAUUCAUCAAUACCAUGCCAAUAGACUCUCAAAAUAAUCUCAUUAGUGAUCCAAUGACUUUACUUUUAGAACUCUGGUUCCGUAAUAUUCAAAAGAUUGAUUUCUUAAAAAUGAAAGUAAUAUCUAUUUUCAUGACGGCUAAAUGUCUACUGAUAAAUUUUGAACUUUGUCUAAUUCGAAGUUAUCUCAAUGACUUCUAUACACAAAUAUCCUCAAAUUCUGACUCAUACAAAAAUGAUCUGAAACAAAAUUUAGAAUCCACAAUAGUAUCAUUCAAUUCAUUCAUAGGGAAAGUAAUAAAGAAAUUAGAAAUUGCAGAAAUCAAUAACGAUAAAACAAUCUUUAACCAAUGCUUCAAAGUUUUCAAAGAAAUUGAAACUAUGUACAUUCAAUUAAACUUCAAUUGGCUAAUUUCCGAGAACACAUUUUUAAAUGAACAUAACCAGAAAUUAAUUGUCAAUGGACCAUCUAAAGUACAGAAUGACCCAGGAAGUCGUAAAACCGCAGACACAGAUAGUACGAUACAAAUUAGCAAGAGAACAAACUCUAAUGAUAAUGUAACUCUGGAUCAACUAGCGCCACACGGCAGAAGCAGUUCGAUAUCAAGUGAAGAUACUUUGAUGGUACAGUCCAGUUUAAUCAAAGAACUGCCGAAUCUAUUAGAUGCCUUCAAUAAUGCAAGACGAUUGGAAAGUGAAUUAGCAAACGUACAGAUCAAUAAAGACCAUAGUGAGAAAAGAUCUAUUUCAAUAUCGUCAUCCACAACUUUAACGGAGUCACCCAUACUUGAGUCCAGUUCACAAUUCGAAAAUGACAAUAAUACCAUAACGCCAUCCAUCAAGUUAACUUCAAAUUCUCACAGAUUUGAUGAAUCGAACUAUAUCGACUUUUUAUAUUCGUCACAAUUACUGAAAAAUGAUUUUUCUAAACUAAUGUCAUCUCUAAACAAACAGAACCCUCAUUAUCUUUCAUCAGCCACCUUCAACACGGCUAUCACAAGAAAUUUAAACGGAUUCCAUAGCGAACUCCUCAAUAAUCUCUACGGUGUUGGUCAUAAUCGCACCCUUCAUGAGAAAUGA
Kazachstania africana CBS 2517 is the source of this 1464-nucleotide messenger RNA. RefSeq names its product Mdm36p (gene MDM36). The coding region runs from base 1 to 1464 and encodes 487 amino acids. The transcript has a single exon. The record is from RefSeq and is a predicted model, not a curated record. NCBI's taxonomy places the organism in Eukaryota, Fungi, Ascomycota, Saccharomycetes, Saccharomycetales, Saccharomycetaceae.